Messenger RNA from Talpa occidentalis (Iberian mole), 4574 nucleotides. It is a transcript of the gene TCOF1, whose product is annotated as treacle ribosome biogenesis factor 1. The transcript has 26 exons. NCBI's taxonomy places the organism in Eukaryota, Metazoa, Chordata, Mammalia, Eulipotyphla, Talpidae. Gene Ontology annotation, molecular function: protein binding. Bases 47 to 4090 code for a protein of 1347 amino acids. The record is from RefSeq and is a predicted model, not a curated record.
GGGCUAGGACUGAGGGGGGCGUGCAGGUGAGCGGGGAGUUGCGGGCAUGGCCGAGGCCAGGAAGCGGCGGGAGCUGCUACCCCUGAUCUACCAGCAUCUGCUCCAGGCGGGCUACGUGCGCGCUGCGCGGGAAGUGAAGGAACAGAGCGGCCAGAAAAGUUUCCUGACUCAGCCUGUCACCCUUCUGGACAUCUACACACACUGGCAACAAACCUCAGAGGUUGGCAAGAAACGGAAGGCAGAGGAUGAUGCGGCUCUGCAGGCCAAGAAGACCCGGGUGUCUGACCCCAUCAGCAGCUCAGAGAGCUCAGAGGAGGAGGAGGAAGAGGCAGAAGCCGAGACCACUAAAGCUACCCCGAGACUAGCGCCAAGCAACUCCUCAGCCCUGUCAGUGGUUUUGCCAUCAAGCAUGAAAGAAAAAGCCAAGGCAAAGAAAGGUGGCCAGAUGAUGAACUCCAUAGCACACCCUGCCUCUGGGAAGGCAGUGGUCCAGCUCCUCUCUGGAAAGUCCACCAGGAAGAUGCCAGAGCCCUCAGUGAAUACCAUCUUGGUCUCAGAAACUGAGGAGGAGGGCAGCGUCCCAGCCGUCAAAACCACUGCCAAGCCCGGAAUGGCAUCAACAGGCCAGGCCGACAGCUCCAGUGAGGACACCUCCAGCUCCAGCGAUGAGACAGACGUGGAGGAGAAACCCUCAGGAAAACACCCCCAGGUCAAAGCCUCACCAGCCUCUGCCAAGGGGUCUCCAGGGAAAAGAGCAGCACCAACCCCUGAGAAGGUGAAGACCUCGGAGAAAAUUGUCCAGGUCAGAGCUGCCUUGGGUCCUACGAAGGGAACCCCUGGGAAGGCAGGACCUGCACCCACCCAGGCCAAGGCAGGGAAGCCACAGGAAGACUCUGAUAGCACCAGUGAGGAGUCGUCAGACAGUGAGGAAGAGACACCAGUUGCCAAAACCCCUCUUCAGGCAAGGCCCUCGGCAAAGACCCCCCAGGUUAAAGCAACCUCUACCCCUACCAAGGCGUCCCCUAGGAAAGGAGCCCCUCCAAUGCCACUUGGCAAGACAAGGCCUGCAGCUGCCCAGGCCACGAAGCAGAAAGAGGACUCAGACAGCAGUGUUGAGGAGUCAGAUAGUGAGGGGGAGUCUCCGGUAGCUGUGCCCCCAACCACGAGCCCAACUCAGGCAAAGCCCUUGGGGAAGAACCCCCAAGCCAGAGUUGCCUCAACCACUGACGCGGGGCCCUCAGGGAAGGGCCAUAUUCCGGCACCCCCUGGGAAGGCAGGGUCUGUGGCAUCCUUGACCCAGACUGGAAAGCAGAAGGAAGACUCAGAGAGUAGCAGUGAGGAGUCAGAAAGCGAGGGGGAGGCGCCAGCAGCUGUGGCCACAACCCAGGCAAACUCCUUGGGAAAAAUCCUCCCAGUCAGACCUGCCUCAGGUCCUACCAAGGGGCCCCUGCAGAAGGCAGUGCCUAUAGCCACACAGCUUAAAGCAAAAAAGUCCAAAGAAGACUUGGAGAGCAGUGAGGAAGAGUCUUCAGACAGUGAGGAGGAAGCCUCCACAGCUGUGACUCCAGCCCAGGCAAAACCAGCUAUGAAAACUCCUCAGACCAAGGCCUCCCCAAAGAAGGGCACACCCAUCACCCCCACUUCUGCCAAGGUUGCACCAGUGCGACUGGGCACUCCAGCCCCCUGGAAAGCUGGAGCAGCAACUGCUCCAGCCUGCUCGUCAUCCCCAGCCGUGAUCAGGGCCACCCAGAGAGUAGAGGAGGACUCUUCGAGCAGUGAGGAGUCAGAGAGCGAGGAAGAAACAACUCCUGCCACAGCCGUGGGACAGGUAAAGACUGCAGGGAGAGGCCUCCCUGUGAAAGCUGCCUCAGUGCCCACCAAGGGGCCCUUGGGGCAAGGGACAGCCUCAGUACCUCCUGGGAAGGCAGGGCCUUCAGUGGCUAAAAGACAUGAAGAAUCUACAAGCAGUGAGGAGGAAUCGGACAGUGAAGAGGAGACUGAGACUCCAGCCCAGAUGAAGGCCUCCCUGAAAACUCCUCAGAUCAAAGCCAGCCCAGCUUCCACCAAAGCGGCUUCAGUCAAAGAGGCCGUGGCAGCUGCCGGAAAAGUGGUCACUGCAGCCACUCAAGCCAGUUGGCGGUCUCCAGCCAAGGCAAAGCCCUCAGGGAAUACCCCGCAAGUCAGAAUUGCCUCAGCCCCUGCCAAAGGGUCCCCUAGAAAAGAGGCUGGCCCAGCACCUCCUCAGAAGACAGGACCUGCAGCUGCCCAGACUGGGAAACAAGAGAAAGACUCAGAGAGCAGCAGCGAGGAGUCAUCAGACAGCGAAGGGGAGACACCAGCUGCUGUACCCCCAGCCCAGAAGGAGAAAAACUCUAAGACUUCAAGAAGCAAGACUCUGGCUUCUGCACCUCCAGAGAAGAACAACACAGAGGGAUCCUCCGAAAGCAGUGACGAGGAGCUUCCGGCGAGCCAGGUGAUUAAACCCCCUCUGAUUUUUGUCGACCCUAAUCGUAGUCCAGCUGGCCCGGCGGCUACCUCUACGCAAGCCCAGGCUGCGAGCACCCCGAGGAAGGCCCGGGCCUCAGAGAAUACAGCCAGGAGCUCCUCCUCAGAGAGCGAGGAUGAGGACGUGAUCCCCGCCACGCAGCUCUCCACUCCCGCUGUUAGAACCAAUGUGGUGACGGUGCCCACAGCCCACCCAAGGAACGUCCUCGGAGCCGGAGUUGGCGGGGCCAGCAGCAGUAAGGCAUCUGGUCAAGCCUUGGAAGGCAAGAAGCUGGAGACACCAUCUGCUCAGGUGACAAAGAGGAACCCAGCCAACCUCCCGCUGACCCAGGCUGCCCUGAAGGUCCUUGCCCAGAAAGCCAGUGAGACCCAGCUUUCAGCUUCCACGACCCCAUCUUCAAAUGGGAUGAACAGUGCUGUGGGUGUGCACCCUGUGACCAGUCCCCAGAGAACGCCUGUGCAGGACCGAAGCACCAGCAAGCUCAGGAAGCCUGAGAUUCCUGCAGUCCAGAAGGCCACGGCUGCUCCUUCAGGACACGCCAAAGGCAAGGCUUCUGGGACCUCAGAAGACAGUGAGGACAGCAGCUCUUCAGGGAGUGAGGCGAAUGCUGAGGCAGGGCAGGCACCCCCUUUGACCCAGAGGCUAGGCCCAGCCCCCUCCAGGAAGGAGACCUUGGUGGAGGAAACCUCAUCAGAGUCCAGUGAUGAUGAGGUGGUGGAACCUUCCCAGUCUCUCCUCUCAGGUUCUGUGACCCCUGGACAGACUCCGGCCAAUUCCCAGGCUUCAAAGGCCACUUCCAGGCCCAAUUCCAACCCCUCGGUUUCCUCUACUCCAACCACUAGAGAUGCCCCUGAUGGCAAGUGGAGAUUGGAGCCCCAACAAGCAGCAAGCACCAUAUCCCCUAAAACAGGCAGAAGAGAGGUUAGCACCACCCCUCAGAAGCCCCAGAAGCCCAAGAAGGGAGCAGGGAACCUCCAGGCCUCCACGUUGGCCCUGCAGAGUGACAUUGCCCAGCGCCUCCUGAGUGAGCCCUGGCCCCUGAGUGAGGCUCAGAUACAGGCCUCAGUGGUGAAGUUCCUGACAGAGCUGCUGGAGCAGGAAAGGAAGAAAGCCAUGGAUGCCACCAAAGAGAGUGGCAAGAAGGGCCGAGCGGGCCGCAAGCGGAAACUUUCAGGAGACCAGACGGCAACCAGGGCCCCUGGGAGCAAGAAGAAAAAGCAGCUGGUGUCCAGGGAAGGUGGAGAGGGGACCACUGUCCCAGAAAAGACCCCAGGGACUCCCAAAGAGAAACCCAAGAGAGACAGAGCACGUGGUGACAUCAAGGAGAAGAAGGGGAAGGAGUCUCCUGGCUCCCAAGGGGCCAAAGAGAAGCCAGAAGGAAAACUGGGGGUGGUGACGGUGGAGGGUGGAGACGCAGGUGAUUCAAAGAACAAGAAGGAAAAAAAGAAAUCUGACAAGAAAAAAAAAGACAAGGAAAAAAAGGAAAAGAAGAAGAAGGCAAAAAAGGCCUCAAGUAAAGACACUGAUUCACUAUUGCAGAAAAAAAAGAAGAAAAAGAAGAAGAUGGCAGAGCAGGCUCUCUGAGGGCACAAGCAUCAGGGAUUUCUUAGCUAAGUGGUGUCCAGCCCCCUGCCUCUGCUGACUAUGAGUUGGAAUUGAAUUUUUAACCUUCCGUCCCUCCCCAGAAGAAGAUGGCCAGCUUCGAUGCACAAGCAGAGAGCGAGGAGCCCUGCGGGGGGCUGGUCAGAGGAGGACGCCCAGCUCUCUCAUCCUGCUUGCCAACCCGCACCUGACCUCUGUCCCAGCACAGGACACUUCAUAGAGAUGUGUACAGUAUAUAUAUUUUUUUAAGUGACCUGCCCCUCUCCCAACAGAACCUCCGUGCCCAUUGGCCUCGGGCUCUCCGCCUGUGUCCUGCAGCUCCGUCCCUGCCCCUCUCUCCAGCUGAGGCUCUGUCCUCCUUUUGUCAGUUUUUCCCCAUGUUGUUUGUGGGCUUUUUGUAAGAACUCAGAAAAUAAAAGACUGUUAAGGAAAAGUGCAAGUUCCCAGUGCAUCUGGGGCAAAAGUU